GUCUCCAGCCCCGGCUCAGUGAAGUCAAUGCCUUGAGGAGGAAAAGUUCAAUUGCUCGCUUCUGGCUCUGAUCUGCUCCAAAAAUUAGACCUUUGGAGGGAGUGAGGAUGCGAAAUGAAAGCCUUUUUGGCAACCUGAUCUUUCUUUGGAGCAAAUCCGAAGAGCUUGCUUUUCCGCUUUGGGGUUGACUGCACGCUCUAAAGGAGAAGGCUUGGGGUGUGUGCUUGUGUGAGUGUGAAAGAAAGAGUGUGUAUUGUGAUUGUGUGUGUGCGCGCGCGUGGUUUGAGUGAGUGUGCGCGUGCAUGUAAAUACUUUCUCUUCUUUCGCCCCCCGAAAAAAAGGGAAUAAAAGAGGGGAGAAAAAGAUCAGCUGGGCUAGGUGGCUUUAUUCUCUCGCUCUAAAGCAAAGCUGACCGAAGCCAACUAUUGUUGCUGCCCGGGUUUGCAAAUGAAGGGAAUUGUCUCUGCAAACGGAGAGGGGUUUUUUCUCUUUGUAGCCAAGUGAAAGAGAUUAGCCCGAAAACCUGUGAAAUUGACCGGCCUCGGACAUUUCCCCCGGCAUCGAGAGGUUCGGGAAGAUAAAGGGAAGGGAGUCAAAAUAUAUCCCGAGUUCUUUUUGACCUGUCAGAAGAUGUCAUCGCAAACUAAGUUCAAGAAAGACAAAGAGAUCAUAGCCGAGUAUGAAACACAAGUAAAAGAGAUCCGUACUCAGUUGGUGGAACAGUUCAAAUGUCUGGAACAGCAGUCGGAGUCUCGCCUGCAGCUGCUCCAGGACCUCCAGGAGUUCUUCCGCAGGAAGGCUGAGAUUGAACUGGAGUACUCCAGGAGCCUCGAGAAACUGGCAGAGCGAUUUUCCUCCAAAAUCCGUAGUUCCCGGGAACACCAUCAGUUCAAGAAGGAUCAAUAUCUCCUUUCCCCUGUGAACUGCUGGUAUCUUGUGCUGAACCAGACCCGCAGGGAGAGCAGGGACCACGCCACGUUGAAUGAUAUCUUCACGAACAAUGUCAUUGUCCGUCUUUCCCAGAUCAGUGAGGAUGUCAUUAGGCUCUUUAAAAAGAGUAAAGAAAUUGGUUUACAGAUGCAUGAAGAGCUCUUGAAGGUCACCAAUGAAUUAUACACAGUCAUGAAAACCUAUCACAUGUAUCAUGCGGAGAGCAUCAGUGCCGAGAGUAAGCUGAAAGAAGCGGAGAAACAAGAAGAGAAGCAGUACAACAAAUCGGGGGACAUCAGCAUGAACCUGCUGCGGCACGAAGACCGGCCUCAGCGCCGGAGCUCCGUCAAAAAGAUCGAGAAGAUGAAGGAGAAGAGACAAGCCAAGUAUUCUGAAAACAAACUGAAGUGUACUAAAGCCCGAAAUGAUUAUUUACUGAACCUGGCGGCUACCAAUGCAGCUAUUAGUAAAUACUAUAUCCACGAUGUCUCCGACCUGAUCGACUGCUGUGAUCUGGGAUUUCAUGCCAGUCUGGCUAGAACCUUUAGGACUUACCUCUCUGCUGAAUAUAACCUGGAAACCUCACGCCACGAGGGAUUAGACGUCAUUGAGAAUGCGGUGGAUAAUUUGGAUGCACGGAGUGACAAACACACGGUUAUGGACAUGUGCAAUCAGGUCUUCUGUCCCCCGCUGAAGUUUGAGUUCCAGCCCCACAUGGGGGAUGAGGUGUGUCAGGUCAGUGCCCAGCAGCCAGUUCAGACUGAACUGCUUAUGCGUUACCACCAGCUACAGUCAAGACUGGCCACCCUCAAGAUAGAGAAUGAAGAGGUCAGAAAAACAUUAGAUGCCACCAUGCAGACUCUGCAGGAUAUGCUGACAGUGGAAGAUUUUGAUGUAUCUGAUGCCUUCCAACAUAGCCGCUCCACCGAGUCAGUCAAAUCUGCUGCUUCUGAGACAUAUAUGAGCAAAAUCAACAUUGCCAAACGGAGAGCCAACCAACAGGAAACCGAAAUGUUUUAUUUUACGAAAUUUAAGGAGUAUGUCAAUGGCAGUAAUCUUAUCACCAAGCUCCAGGCUAAGCAUGAUUUACUAAAGCAGACCCUUGGAGAAGGUGAAAGAGCUGAAUGUGGCACUACAAGCAGAAGAGAUGGAAGACUUAGGCUGCCUCACUUUCCUUGGCUGAGCUCUUCCUCUGCUCCCCACCUUGUGCCCCAUCCUGCACUGCAAGGAAGAAGAAAUGCUCGAACCAGGAACCAGGAUUCAGGACAGGCUAUUCCACUUGUGGUUGAAAGCUGCAUUCGCUACAUCAAUUUAUACGGUCUCCAGCAGCAGGGUAUUUUUAGAGUUCCUGGAUCUCAGGUUGAAGUCAAUGACAUCAAAAAUUCCUUUGAGAGAGGUGAAGACCCCCUUGCCGAUGAUCAGAAUGAACGAGAUAUUAAUUCAGUGGCUGGAGUCUUAAAGCUGUAUUUCCGAGGCCUGGAAAACCCCCUCUUUCCUAAGGAAAGGUUUCAAGAUUUGAUAUCUACGAUUAAAAUGGAGAACCCAGCAGAAAGAGUCCACCAGAUCCAGCAGAUCAUCAUUACUCUUCCUCGUGUUGUCAUCGUGGUCAUGAGAUACCUCUUCGCUUUCCUCAACCACUUGUCACAGUACAGUGAUGAGAAUAUGAUGGAUCCCUACAACCUGGCCAUCUGCUUUGGACCAACUCUCAUGCACAUUCCGGACGGUCAGGACCCUGUGUCCUGCCAGGCGCAUGUCAACGAGGUCAUCAAAACCAUCAUUGUCAAUCACGAAGGCAUCUUCCCUAGCCCCAGGGAGCUGGAGGGGCCAGUAUAUGAGAAGUGCAUGACUGGAGGUGAAGAAUAUUGUGACAGUCCUCACAGUGAACCUGGCACCAUUGAUGAAGCUGACCACGACAAUGGCACUGAACCCCACACUAGUGAUGAUGAAGUGGAACAGAUCGAAGCCAUCGCCAAGUUUGACUACGUUGGGCGGUCCCCACGUGAGCUGUCCUUUAAGAAGGGGGCCUCCCUUCUCCUGUACCAUCGAGCAUCGGAAGAUUGGUGGGAAGGCCGGCACAACGGUGUGGACGGCCUCAUCCCGCAUCAGUACAUCGUCGUACAAGACAUGGAUGACGCCUUCUCAGACAGCCUGAGUCAGAAGGCGGACAGUGAAGCCAGCAGCGGGCCUUUGCUGGAUGACAAGGCCUCAUCCAAAAAUGACAUCCAGUCCCCGACGGAUCACAUUCCUGACUAUGGAUUUGGAGGCGUGAUGGGCCGGGUGAGGUUGAGAUCAGAUGGAGCCGCCAUUCCCCGUCGCCGAAGCGGAGGUGAUACCCACAGCCCUCCUCGCGCUAUCGGACCUGGGAUAGAUGCCCCGCCUCGGGCAGCUGCCUGCCCCAGCAGCCCUCAUAAAAUCCCACUCAGUAGGGGAAGAAUCGAGAGUCCCGAGAAGCGGAGGAUGGCAACAUUUGGAAGCGUCGGCAGCAUCAACUAUCCAGACAAGAAGACUCUGUCUGAUGGGCACCCACUCAGGUCCACCUGUGGCUCCACUCGGCAUAGCAGCCUUGGUGACCACAAGUGUCUAGAGGCAGAAGCCCUGGCAGAAGACAUCGAGAAGACCAUGAGCACAGCUCUGCAUGAGCUGCGUGAGCUCGAGAGGCAAAACACAGUCAAGCAGGCUCCAGACGUGGUCUUGGACACCCUGGAGCCAAUGAAGAACCCACCACUGGGCUCGGUCAACUCGGAGCCCGCCAGCCCCCUGCACACCAUUGUGAUUCGGGAUCCAGAUGCUGCCAUGCGCCGGAGCAGCAGCUCCACCACUGAGAUGAUGACGACGUUCAAGCCGGCACUCUCUGCCAGGCUGGUCGGGGCUCAGCUGAGGCCACCCCCCAUGCGGCCCAUCCGGCCCGUGGUCCAGCACCGAUCCAGCAGCAGCAGCAGCUCAGGCGUGGGCAGCCCGGCAGUGACCCCUACUGAGAAGAUAUUCCCCAACAGUUCAUCAGACAAGUCUGGCACCAUGUAGCUUCCCCUCCCGGUGGCCUCUUAUAAGCAGACCAAUCCAGUGUCUCCAGCAAGGGGUUGUUGGGGAGGAGGAGUUAGGGAUGGGAGUUGGGGGGGGAGGGGGGCAGGGGGAAGAUGGGAGAUGAACAACCAGAUGUGCUGCCGGUUUUAGAACCAGAGAAAAAGUGGUGUGAAGAAUGUGGAGAGAAGUGGGUAGGCAUGAAGAUUAAAGAUUUGGAGGCGGUCUAUCUUUAUCUGUCCUUUUACAUACACAGAUAGACGUAGGUGUGGGCCUCUAGUCAUAGAAUAUGAACACACAGAAACACCGAAACAAAGCUAUUCAUCAGAUGUCCUUCAAAUGGCUAUUCUACAUAUUGUCACUGGGAAUUAUACUCUAUAGAUUAUAUAUAUGUACGUAUGUGUCUGUGGGUGUAUAUAUAUAUAUUUAUGCAUCUAUAUACAUGUAUAUGUACACACACAUACAAAGUGUAUAAAGUAUCCUGAUUUUCCCUUUUAUUAAAUUAGAUUUACCUCAGACCUGGGCCGUUAAAAAUCUCCUAUAGAGUUGUUUGGGGGUGGAUGUGGGUUUUGUUGGUAGCUGUUGAGAUUCCUAGCCAGUGCACGCGAAGCAAUACAUCACUGACCUUGAGUUUACCUUCUGUAAAAAUUGGCACUGGACGAGAGGAGGUGACUUGCUUGGACUCUGUUUCUAAGGAAAAAGUGGAAACUCCCCCAGUGGUGAGAGGCUUCCCCAGAUGAUGGGGGAAUUCUUCUCAUGGAGUUCCUUGAGGCCUGCGGCGGCUGCCACUACCGCUGCACUCUGGAGCCUAAGGUUGGUUCUCUGGCACAAGGAAAUGAACGAGAAAGAGCCCGGUUCAUCCUAAUCCCUUGUUUGUCCAUAGAGAAGGGGAUGAAGAGCCCCUAAGCCGCAACGUAGCACAGUGUUGUGUGUGUUUUAAAAAAUAAAAAAUAAAAAAAUAAAAAAUUUUAAAAAAAGGAAAAAAAAAUACAGUGGUGAAAUUUUCAAACUAGAAAAGCAGUAGUAAGAAACCUGUGGUAAAUAUAGGUUAACUUAUACAGUUUGGAAAUAUUUAAUUUGUCUUUUCCUCUCUUCACUAAUUAUUAUUGUGUCCAACUGGGACUAAACAGGCAAGGAGGCUUAGAUGCAUUCUUUUUUUUUUUUUUGAAGUUGCACAAUACUACAUAAGUCUCACUUCAAUUUAUGUCCUCUUGCAUGAAAAGCAUGAGCCAUAUUUGACCGUGUCAGGCAGGAGCCAGUCUGAUAAGGUGAUAUUUUGCACUUUCUCUUCUAUGGAAUACAGCCCUUUGAGUUUAUGCAAAAGAAGUUGUUUUUUUCCCCCUCUCUGAGCAUUUAAUGUAGCUGCAACUAUGCUGAAAGAUCUGGGUUGCAUGAUCUCGGUGUUUGAAAAGCAAGUCUCUUCUCUAUUGACUUUACUUGCUGGAUCUUAGAUGUUGAUUUUACGAUAUCCUCUUUUUUAAAGUAGUUUCACAGAGCUGUCUGUGGUAUCAUUUGGGAAAUUUGAACCCAGUUGAGUCGUAUUUGAACCUCAGAUCUCAAUCAGUUCCCAAACACCGAGCCAAGUAGAUCAGAUCAUCUCUAACAAAUUCUUCAUGUACUCUUUCCCUUUCAAUAUCAGUACUUCCAUGAUCACGUUUAUGAACUAUAGGUAUUCAGUUCCUUUUGGGAUGGAAUUCUGUGGGUGGGGAUUUUGGAUACCUAAACAGCCUCAUAAAAAGACAUUUGUCCACUUGUGGCUGAGUAAAAGCGUGAUGCUUAUUCUAGUCAUUUUUAUUUUCCAUAUGCCUUUUGAGGGGAAAAAGCAGUCAUUUUAAAAGCAAUGAAUAAUUUGUGGGCUGGCAAAUUCUUGGUACUCCUUUGCAAGGCUGGCUUAGUAUGCCCUUCUGAGGAAAAAAAAAGUUCCUCACAUAUGCAGGCCAGCAGCUCAUGUAGUUCGAAUCCGACGUGUGGUAUAUAGCAGCUUUCCUCUGAAAUCCCACCUUCUCAUUGGGGAAUCCACUCAGGAUAACUAUCCCACAAAAGAAAAAAAUUGAGAGAGAAGAAGUCAUGUAUUCCCAGGCAGAGAGCUGAAGCGAAUGAGAAGACAUGACUUUACCCACCCCAUUUUUUUUGUUUCCUUUUUCUAGGUCUAGUUGUACUCGCAUGCUUCAGUCAAUGCAUAUCUCUCUUACGACUCUUGCCUGUUAUAGUCCGAUAUAUAUUGCUGUAUUUGCUUAAAUGCUGGAAAGUAAUUGUUAAAAAUGUAAACUGUAAAAAAAGGCUAAAAUUAAAUUAUAGCCAAUGCCACUCACCAAAUCUUUGCACUUAGUAGAUAGUUCAAUGUAAGGAAAACCUAAAGUCUAACCUUUCAAUGUACAGUGUGGGGGAAAGAUGUAGUUCUGUAGUUAUUAUUCCUCAAUAUAAUCAAUCUUACCAGGGGAAAUGGUGAUUACCUACUUGUUUGUUAACAUUGUUGAAAAUUGUACUGAACACAAUUAGCUCAUGUGGACUUUUUGGGGGCUUUGUGAUUUGUUUUAACCCUUGACUAACCCUGAGGUCAAUCAAUGCCUUUGUCUUUGAGUGGCAGAUGUUCAAGCAGUCUGCUCUGGGAAUGCACCAGCACAUGUGCGUUUCAAACAAGACAAGACAAUUUCAAUACAAUUGUUUUGUCUUUGUUGCCAAGAAUUUUCCCAUUCAUCCCCAGAGCGCUACCAUCAGGCCAAUCUUUCAACAAGUACUUGAGAGCAAACUGUGGCAUUUUUCUCUUCUUCCUUCUUUUUGCUUUUCCUGUUAAAAUGCUGGUCAAAGACACAAUAUUCUAUGAAAUUAUUGCCUUUUCUUACUUUGAAAGUUCUGUUUUGUUUUUGUUUUUUUUCCCCUCAUCUUUUAAGUGCCUUCAGAGCACCAGAUCAAAUGCUUGGAAUUAAUGAAAUGCUUGUGAGUUGUGUCUCAAGACUUCUUUUCUAGACUGACAUAGGACUGGGGGAUAUGGCUUUUUAGACCUUUGUGAGGGAUUUUCUUUAAUUUUAAAUCAAGAUAUUAGAAAAAAAAAUUAGCCAGUUUUCCCUUUGAAUAUGGUAACUGAAAUGCAUUUCAGGACUAGGAACUGUUUAAGAUUUACUUUUCUUGUACCUGCAGUGUGUGAAAGAGUCAUUGUGUGGAACCUGUUCAGCGAGUCACUUUGUUGGGCUGGUUUGAUCUAUCAUUUCUUGGUUAAGAGUUAAUAUGGCACCCUUUGAGGCAACUGGAUGCUGUUUAGGCUCUUACAACCCACAAACUGGCUAAAGGAGAAAUGGGAAUUACAAAUGCCAUUACUGCACCCCUUGGUUUUUCUAUUCCUAAUUUCACCUAAAUCAGCAGUGUUCCACCCGUUGUCUCCCGAGAAAUGUGGAAAGCUCAACUGUGAACUAAAAGGAGUGGGAGAAAGGCGAUGAAGGAAAAAGGUGAUUUUUCUGCUGUGCAGAGCUAAGACCCCUUCCCUGGCUUCUCUCGAGUCCCCCGUUCCAAAUAACUGCACAAAAUGCCUGCUGAGCUGAAGCAACAUUGGGGGUGGAGGGGGAGAGAGAGGGAGAAUGCCAGUUGAUCUAUUCUGUGAACAGGUGCCCCAUUUUGUGGUGCUGACUUGAGAGCAAUCACCCUACCUGACUGCUCCCCGCUUUCUGCAGAUGCUCUUAAGUGAGAUGCGUGUCUGCUCUUUUUAACCAGAGCACUGAUGGUGCAUUGCUCCUUCAUUAGCCUGAUAGGUUUUUGUUUUGUUCUUUUCUGUUGAAUCUUGGACUGUAUUUCCUCACAGUGUUGGUGUUUACAUGUUAUGGCAGUAGAUCUGAUUCUGAUUGCUUCUGAGUGGCUGGUGACUUUUUUUCCUUUCCAUUUGUGCCAGAAAAACUCCCCCUUAGGAACCUGCUGGUUGACUGUUCUCAUGAAAUGAUUGUUGUCCCUCUUCUGGAUAUUGUCUGUAAUAGAUGAUACAAUGCCAUUCAGUUUGAGUGUCUGAUUGGAUCCUCGGUCUGUACACUGAUGGCGCCCUGCGGGUCAAACUCCUGGUUUGAUGUGGAGCCAUCCUGAAUAAAACAGCUUAACUUUUCUCAAAGUCA
Ornithorhynchus anatinus (platypus) is the source of this 8042-nucleotide messenger RNA. It is a transcript of the gene SRGAP3, whose product is annotated as SLIT-ROBO Rho GTPase activating protein 3. The transcript is spliced from 23 exons. Gene Ontology annotation, cellular component: cytoplasm. Gene Ontology annotation, molecular function: protein binding. Lineage: Eukaryota; Metazoa; Chordata; Mammalia; Monotremata; Ornithorhynchidae. Bases 631 to 3951 code for a protein of 1106 amino acids. The record is from RefSeq and is a predicted model, not a curated record. Gene Ontology annotation, biological process: signal transduction; negative regulation of cell migration.